Molecule: messenger RNA, 2012 nt
Organism: Apus apus (common swift)
Lineage: Eukaryota; Metazoa; Chordata; Aves; Apodiformes; Apodidae
Gene: NIF3L1
Product: NGG1 interacting factor 3 like 1
Exons: 6
Coding region: 1-1137 (378 amino acids)
Cellular component (GO): mitochondrion; cytoplasm
Source: RefSeq, a predicted model, not a curated record
AUGCUGCUGCCUAGCACGCAGCUGCUUCGCCGGCCUCUCUACUGCGUCCGAGCUUUGGGCCGCUUGCCCUCACGUUCCCUCAUGAACCUCCGGGACGUCGUUUCUGCCCUGAACGACUUUGCAUCCCUCUCUCUGGCGGAAAGCUGGGACAAUGUCGGGUUGCUGGUGGAACCAAGUCCUCCUCACACUGUGAACACCCUUUUCCUCACCAAUGAUCUGACUGAGGAGGUGAUGGAAGAGGCAGUGCAGAAGAAGGCAGACCUUAUUCUUUCUUACCACCCUCCUAUAUUCACACCACUCAAGCGAGUAACGUGCAGGACCUGGAAGGAAAGGCUGGUGGUCCAAGCCCUGGAGCACAGAAUCGGGAUUUACUCUCCCCAUACGGCAUAUGAUGCUAUACCUCAUGGAGUCAAUAACUGGCUAACAAAGGGACUCGGUGCCUGCACUUCUGUCCCACUGCGUCCAUCAACUGCACCAGGCUAUCCAGCUGAGGGCACUCACCGGGUAGAAUUCUGCACAGACAACACUGAGCAUCUGGACACGGUUCUGUCCAAAAUCAAAGACAUCCAGGAGAUCUCCUGCCUCACUACUUUCCCUGCCAGGGUUGAAGGUGAGGAGCAAACACGAGUCAGUUUGAACUGCUCUCAGAAAGCACUGUUGGAGGUGGUUGCAUUACUGUCCCAGAACAGCCUUCUUUAUCACAAGACCGAGAUUCUCUUAUUACAAAAGCCUCUUCUUCCCCACACUGGAAUGGGACGUCUGUGCACACUGAGCGAGCCAGUCUCCUUGUCAGACAUAAUUGAGCGUAUAAAAAGCCACCUAAAAUUACCCCACAUCCGCUUAGCCAUGGGAAUGGGCAAGACACUAGAAUCGCCAGUGAAGAAAGCUGCUCUGUGCGCUGGUUCUGGCAGCAGUGUCCUGAAGGGAAUGGAAGCUGACCUCUAUCUCACAGGAGAGAUGUCCCACCAUGACAUUCUGGAUGCAGUUGCCAAUGGGAUAAGCGUUAUCCUGUGUGAGCACAGUAACACUGAGCGAGGCUUCUUGUCAGAGCUGCGCGACAUGCUUGCUAUCCAGCUACAGAACAGAAUCAACAUAAUUGUGUCCGAGAAAGAUAGAGAUCCUCUCCAGGUGGCAUAGGAAAAAAAACAGGAGUGAUAGAAUUCAGUCAGGAGUCUCCUGGUAUCAUGCACAGACCAAUCCAACUGCAAGCUCAAUGAAGAUGCUCUGAAUUGAUUCAGUUCAGAAUUAAUAUAUGUUCCCUCAAAGUCUGGGAUGUAUUUUGUCAUCUGUCAGAUAAAUAAAUGCUUGUUUUGGGCUACAGAAGGCUGAUUUAUCCAAUUACUGGGCUGCACUUGAAUAUACUUACUGCAUACUCUUAUGAAAUUAUAACCAUGAUACUCAAGGGUUGGUUUGGGUAAAAUAUCAAAACCUGACUUAUCUCCAGUUUUGAGCUUACCCAGUUAUGUUGAAUGAUGUCAGUGCAGGUCACUGAUAUUUUAGCUAAUAAAUGUCCUGACAGAAGUUAAUGAAAGGGUGUGGAUCACCCACCCAUUUGCAUUAACAGUUUUGUUAAGCCACAACUGCCAUGCAAACACAGAACACAAUUCAGGUAUUUGGCUAGUAUGCAAUUGCACAUUCUACCAUUAAUGCAGCUUUAAGACUUUUAAAUAGAGGGACUUAAAAUUAGAAAAACCUCAGGUUAAAACUCAAAUUAAUUUACAGCUUUGUUAAUGAAUUAUGUACCUUUGUUAGUUGCUUUUAAAAACGGUUUCUGUAUCUAUGACUCCUUGUUACUAAACUUAAUUACAGGAUUACUAAAAUGGAACAAAGUAACAUUUUCACCACUGACAAUGCUUGGGUUUUAUUUUUAAGGUAGCUUUUUUUGUGUGUGGUUUUUUCUUUGUGUUUUGUUUUUUUUUAAGAAAAAUCUUCCAGUUGCAUACCUUACCAUCUCUCGAUUAUGUGCACACCAGAAUAAUAUUUAAACAAAAAUAAAAUAUUACAAUUGCAAA